AUGCUCAGGUCAUCCCCUUGACGCUCUUCGUCGCCGUUCUCUGUUUCUGUCUGGUUAUUGGCCACUUGCUUGAAGAAAAUCGAUGGGUCAAUGAAUCAAUCACCGCCAUUAUCAUCGGAUUGCUAUCCUAGGUCAAGGGUAUGUAUAAUAUGUUACAUAGCCUCAGUUUGGCAAAAAUUACAAAUGAAAUGAUAUUGGAGGAGUUACAGCACAGGAAGCUCCAAACUAGAGCGGUUGUCAAUUUUAACGGGGACGAAAUUAGUUGGGAAGGAAAUGAUGUUAGAACAGUUUGAAUAUUGGAAGAGCACAAGAAGUUCCAAGGUCAAGGAGUGGAGUUUAGAACACCAGAUGUCAUUCUCUUGUACCUCUAACUCAAAUCUUUUAGCGGAUGGGUUAUGGGAGUUGUUACUGGAACGAUCAUAUUGGUCUGCAGCAAGGGGAAAAAUUCUCAUAUCCUAACUUUUAAUGAAGAAGUUUUUUUCAUAUAUCUUCUUCCACCAAUAAUUUUCAAUGCUGGAUUUCAAGUUAAAAAGAAGCAGUUCUUCCAUAACUUCUUGACCAUUAUGCUGUUUGGGGUGAUUGGUGUUUUUAUAUCUGCAUCUAUUAUAACCGCUGGCAGCCAGUGGCUGUUUCCCAGAAUGGGCUUCCAUGGUCUGUCAGCACGGGACUAUGUUGCUAUAGGCGCUAUUUUUUCUUCCACAGACACAGUAUGCACCCUGCAGGUAUUGCACCAAGAGGAAACACCUUUACUCUACAGCCUAGUCUUUGGGGAAGGAGUAGUGAAUGAUGCAACAUCAGUUGUUCUCUUCAAUGCAGUCCAGAAGAUUGAUAUCAGUAGGCUUAACAGCAAGACAGCCCUCCAUCUUUUGGGAGAUUUUUGUUACUUAUUUUCAACUAGCACCGUCCUUGGAUUGACCACUGGGCUUCUAACAUCAUAUAUCCUGAAAACCUUAUAUUUUGGGAGACAUUCAAGUGUGCGUGAGCUUGCGAUAAUGGUUUUAAUGGCCUACCUAUCGUACAUGCUAGCAGAGUUACUGGAGUUGAGUGGAAUACUCACAGUUUUCUUUUGUGGGAUUAUCAUGUCGCACUAUGCAUGGCAUAAUGUGACUGAUAGUUCAAGAAUUACCACCAGGCAUGUAUUUGCAAUGAUGUCGUUCGUUGCUGAAACUGCAAUAUUUCUUUAUGUGGGAAUGGAUGCUCUUGACAUUGAGAAGUGGAAGAUAACUAAAUUAAGCUUGUGGAAGUUGCUUGGCACCUGCACCAUCAUAGUUCUUUUGGUAUUGGUUGGUCGUGCGGCCUUUGUAUUUCCUCUAUCUGCCAUAUCUAAUUACUUCAUUAAACGUGAAGAUAGAUCGUCAUCGCCUUCUAUGAUCUCAUUUAAACAACAGAUCAUUAUAUGGUGGGCUGGAUUGAUGAGAGGAGCUGUAUCCAUUGCUCUGGCUUUUAAACAGUUCACAUAUUCCGGGGUUACAGUGGAUCCAACCCAUGCAACAAUGAUUACCAACACCACAAUUGUUGUACUCUUCACGACAGUGGUAUUUGGAUUUCUAACGAAGCCACUCAUAAGGUGUCUACUUCCUCCCAACCAAGCAAGUAGCAGUACAAGCAACUCAAGACCAAAGUUCACUGAAGAGGAUAUAACUCUCCCUUUGCUUUCCAUGGAAGAGUCUGCUACGACUAAUGUCCUCCGUGCCAAGGAUAGUUUGUCGAUGUUAAUAGAGAGGCCUGUUUACACCAUACAUUACUUUUGGAGGAAAUUUGAUGAUUCCUACAUGAGACCUUUAUUUGGAGGGUCUCGCCACAACCAACGACCGGGCGGAUCUGGUUGUUAACACAUAACUGCAGGAAGAGCAACUUUGAAUGGUUAAGAACUCUCCCCUCUCUCGCUCUCUCUCUGUAUAUAUACAAUCUGUUUCAGUAGAAAUAUUCCAAUUCUCAUUGAUCACUAAAUACGGAGCUGGAAACUUGAUGUUCAGAACCUUGGAAUGUUGGAAGCAUAAAUGAUGUGGUCAUUUUGGUAGUGGAAAGGAGCAUAUAGUGUAAACUGUGGUGCAAUUAUUGGUUGUGGGAACUGAUUGGAUUGGAUGUGCUCUUUCUGACCACAUUGUUGCUUUAUUUAGUUGACAAAACUUGGACUCACAUGUAAAUAGCGUAUGUUUUUGUUGGGAUCAAGGAACUUGUCUUGCUAAUUGACAUAACAUUGUCUUGUUUACAUGUCAGUAGUACUGAUCAACGACCCAUUAGGUAGGCUGGCUUUCCUGUUUCCAGAUUCAGAUCAGAUGCUCUUUUGCAGGUUUUUAUAAGAAUGGCGUUUUAUUCA
Cucumis sativus (cucumber) is the source of this 2320-nucleotide messenger RNA. RefSeq names its product sodium/hydrogen exchanger 4. Gene Ontology annotation, molecular function: sodium:proton antiporter activity. Bases 396 to 1832 code for a protein of 478 amino acids. Gene Ontology annotation, biological process: sodium ion transport; regulation of pH; proton transmembrane transport. NCBI's taxonomy places the organism in Eukaryota, Viridiplantae, Streptophyta, Magnoliopsida, Cucurbitales, Cucurbitaceae. The transcript is spliced from 15 exons. The record is from RefSeq and is a predicted model, not a curated record. Gene Ontology annotation, cellular component: membrane.